Messenger RNA from Diaporthe citri, 1284 nucleotides. RefSeq lists its product as uncharacterized. Lineage: Eukaryota; Fungi; Ascomycota; Sordariomycetes; Diaporthales; Diaporthaceae. The transcript is spliced from 3 exons. The record is from RefSeq and is a predicted model, not a curated record. Bases 1 to 1284 code for a protein of 427 amino acids.
AUGGCCCACCCUUACAAAGCCAACGAUGAGGACAAGGAUGGGGACGAGGACCUGAAAGAUCUGGACCCCGCAGUAGCUGAGGACAUGGCCUUCGCCAAAGCCCUCCAGAACAGCUUGGAGGAGCAAGGGAAAGAUCCAAAGGACGACACCAAAGUCCCCAAUUAUACGCGUGAAUCCCCCGACGACACUGGUGAAGUCCCGCAGUUCUCAUUCACCGCCGAAGAGAUCGCACAGGAUGAUCAACGACGCGAGGAGGAUCUUUAUGGGCCUCCCAGCCCUCUGAAAGAGUCGCGUGCUGCCACUUUGUUGACCUUGGAGACGACCUCCGCGAAUAGCUCUGUGAAGGACGCCAGCAACCACGUCGCGAAUGAUACCACGGCCAAGAACAUGGCAAAGAGCGACGUGGCCGCCAAGGAGGCACCCUCGGCACCCAAGAUCAAGAACGAUCCUUUCGCAGAGAGGGUCCUGGCCAUCAAAAUUGCCAUGCUUCUCAGCACCGUUGAGUGUCCCAGUGCAUACCACGAGGCCCUUCAAGAGAACAUGUCCAGCUUUGAAGGCUCUGAGGGUGCCGUUGCCGCUGCCGCUGCCGCUGCCGCUGCUGAGGCGGAGCCUGGUGUUGAGGCUACUGAGGGCCCUGCUGACGCCAGUCGUAGCUGGAACUCUCCCAGCUCAUCGACUGCUGGCGUCGCCGGAUCUGAUCCCGGCCAGGCUUCUCCAGGGCAGUCGGCAGAUAUGGCCACUGGCCAUGACCAGACACCCACCUCAUCCCAGGUGCUCGUCUCCCCCGACGCUGCUGACGCUGCUGUCAAUCAGGCUGCCUUGGAAGCUAUAGAGACCUCCGUCAAGGAAGAGACCGGGACUGCAGUUGCUGGUAGUUCUGCAUACCCCGAGGGUUUCUCUUCCGCUCUCGACGAUGUUGUUGCCCUCAGCGUUGAUCACGAUGCCGAUGAGUCUGGCCGUGGUCAGCACUUCGAUGACGAAGUGGCUCGCACCCACGCGGCUCGUCUUACCACCAUCGAGGCCCUUCUAGCCAACGACAAUGCCCUCUUGGAGGCGGCUCUGAGUGCCCGUCUUGCAGGGCGUACCACUGGUGGCACGUCUGCAGCCUUCACCACGCAGGCUGCUCGUAACCAGAUCGCCCCUGCCGGCCCUUCUCACCAGGAAGCUGGUGGCUCUACCGGUGAUGAGGAGAUGAUGGACUGGCUGCUGGACGAGUUUGCCUUCAGUCCUCGUCCCGGUCCCGAGCAGGAGCAGUCUCCUCGCCACAGGUCCCAGCCUCAGUAG